Molecule: messenger RNA, 1054 nt
Organism: Oncorhynchus tshawytscha (Chinook salmon)
Lineage: Eukaryota; Metazoa; Chordata; Actinopteri; Salmoniformes; Salmonidae
Exons: 8
Coding region: 20-1054 (344 amino acids)
Biological process (GO): regulation of signal transduction
Molecular function (GO): protein phosphatase inhibitor activity
Source: RefSeq, a predicted model, not a curated record
UCUAUAGGUGUCACAUGCAAUGACAGACUCUGGCUCUGGAUCAUCAUUGAUGCCCCUGAGAGGCAUUCUGAAGAAUUCUCAUCCAUCUGAUGAACCAGAGCUUUUAGUUCACAAUCCCGACUGCCCCCUGCACUGCCAGUCCUCCCCAGUGCCCCUGACCCAGCUGCAGUGCCACCUCAGCCUUGGUUCCAACUCAGCAUCACUAUCCGACCCAAGCAUGCCCCUCAAAGGCAUCCUCAGGACCAGCAUCAGCUCUGGGGUGACGGAAACACAGAAAGAUUGUAACAGUUCUAAAUUUCGGAAGAGACAGAGAUGGGACGAGGGCAGCAUCCUAGCCACUAGCUGUCACUCCUGGCUGAUGCCUGUGUCAGGGAGAAAGGAUGUCAAACCUGGGCCUCAUCUGUGUAGUGUCACCAUGUUGGAUGGAGGUGCAGGCACCAGUACAUCAGGAGAACAGAUAUGUCUGUGUAUGAGUAAGAGGAAGAAGAGCCAGAGCUGGAAUGAGAUGAGUAUUAUGGCCACUCAGCCUCCCUACACAGACAACCCCUGGAUGAAGGCAGAUGAUGGGUUCACUGCCUCUGUGGCAUGGCAGUCCCUGUCCCUCAGGGAUGAGGCAGGACCCAGCCACAGCACUACCAGCACCUCUUACAGCCAGCCUCCGUGGUCUCCUCUGAAGCCUGGGAAGAAUUCAUCAGCCUCAAAUCAGUAUCCAAACCGAAACCAAUUAGACCAACCUAAGGACACCUCACAACACGGGAUGAUGGGCCCGUCAAAGCAGGCAUUAGAGGCAAAGGCUAUGGCCACAGAGGAGAGUGCAGACAUAGAUCUCUACGUGAGACCCAGCUUUGAGCAGCUGAGGAAAGCCCACUUCAGAGAAGACAAAGAGGUGCUCCUGGCUCGGAGAUCCAUAGUCAAAGAUGAUGAUGAGGAUGACGAUACGGAGAAUACGGAUUACACUAUCCCCAAGCUAAACUAUUGCAGCUGCACCUCCAGUGGUGGGGGAUAUACAGCACCGAUGAGCAAGCGGUCACAGACAGGCGAGUUGCACACAUGA